Ylistrum balloti is the source of this 687-nucleotide messenger RNA. RefSeq names its product C1q-related factor-like. Lineage: Eukaryota; Metazoa; Mollusca; Bivalvia; Pectinida; Pectinidae. Gene Ontology annotation, molecular function: protein binding. The record is from RefSeq and is a predicted model, not a curated record. The coding region runs from base 1 to 687 and encodes 228 amino acids. The transcript has 2 exons.
AUGCAUGAGCUGUCGGCGAUGAAAGUACAGGAGUUUAUGAUGACCCAAGAGCAAACAAACUCUCGAUUUUCAGAGGCCAUGGAACAACUUAACGAAUACCAAAACAUCGCCAGAUCCUGUGAAAUUGAGAUGGCACGACUACGAAAUACUAUCGACAGACAAAGUAAAGAGAUUGACAGGAUGAAAAUGAAUAUUGGUAUUUCUGAUAUCGAUAUAUUUCAGCGAAAAGAAUAUUUGGAUCAGGGACAAGACUUACCUGUUUUCUCCAGGUCAAGCACACGGAUACAAGCAGCACAAGUAGCAUUCUACGUACAACUGAAGUCCAACAUAGAAAACAUUGGAAACCACCAAACGAUCAAAUUCGAUCAUGUCCGAACCAACAUCGGAAAUGGCUACAAUUAUUUUACCGGGAUCUUUACAAUUCCUACACCAGGCACGUAUGUUUUCUUCUGGACAACGGUCAGCUUCAACAACACUAGUGUACACACAGAGUUAACUGUUAAUGGUAAUCUGUAUGGUAUGGCGUUGUCGGAUUCUGGAAGUCACUCUGAGUUCUCGUCCGCAUCCAAUGUAGUUGUGACGUCAGCGCUUCCUGGGGAAACUGUCUGGGUACGAACAGGUGCACAGCAUUCUUCCGGCAUUUUGGGUGGAGACCUCUCUACAUUUUCUGGAUGGCUUUUGUUUUAA